Molecule: messenger RNA, 1898 nt
Organism: Talaromyces stipitatus ATCC 10500
Lineage: Eukaryota; Fungi; Ascomycota; Eurotiomycetes; Eurotiales; Trichocomaceae
Product: cytochrome P450, putative
Exons: 3
Coding region: 103-1743 (546 amino acids)
Molecular function (GO): iron ion binding; heme binding; oxidoreductase activity, acting on paired donors, with incorporation or reduction of molecular oxygen
Source: RefSeq, a predicted model, not a curated record
GUAUCCAUAUAAACGGUCGGUCGCAGAUUUGAGCUCAAGUUCUUCCAUGCUCUUGCGCAAGUACUACACGAUUCAAAUAAUCUCCGUUCACAAGCAACCAUAAUGGCAGAUGCUAUGAAGCUGGAAGCCGACCUGGCGGCUUUUCUGAAUGUCGUUCCAAAAACUUACUCUCUCAGUGUCCUUGCAGCAUUGGUCGGGUAUUUGAUCUACAAGUGGCUCAUUGCAACAGAUAUCCCGCAUAUUAAAGGCCUCCCCGAAAUCCCAGGCGCAAUUCCUGUCUUUGGCCAUUUACUCAAACUAGGUGAAGACCAUGCCAGUGUUUGCGAGCGUUGGUGGCGACAGUAUGGACAUUCCGUGUACCAAAUCCGUCUCGGAAAUACUCGCGCAGUGGUCGUGAACUCGUUUGAGGACUGUCGCAAAAUGUUGCUGGGCCAUCAGAAUGCGACUAUUGAUCGUCCCAAAUUGUAUACCUUCCAUGGCAUCAUUAGUAGCACGCAGGGUUUCACUAUCGGCUCAUCUCCCUGGGAUGAUUCGUGCAAGAAAAAGCGCAAAGCCGCCGGAACUGCAUUGGGAAGACCGGCAUUGAGAAAUUACAACAACAUGUUCGAUUUGGAGAGUUACUGUAUAGUGCGAGAUCUGAAGCGUGACAGUAACAAUGGUCAGGUAGAACUCAAUGUUCGACCUUUUAUUCAGAGAUAUGCCUUGAAUACUACCUUGACUUUGUGCUAUGGGAUUCGAAUGGACGAGGUCUACGAUGAGCUUCUCCGUGAGAUUCUCUACGUUGGAUCCGCCAUUUCCCUCCUUCGAAGUGCCUCCGAAAACCUGCAAGACUAUGUUCCUCUUCUACGCUACAUGCCCAACAACGAAAAGAACAUGCGGUCCAAAGAGCUACGUGAACGCCGAGAUGCUUACUUGAAUCUCCUACUUGAUAAAGUACGAGCCAUGAUCAAGAAGGGAACCGACAAGCCUUGCAUUUCGGCAGCUAUUCUCAAGGAUGAGGAGACUAAGCUUACGGGGGUUGAAGUCUCUUCCAUCUGUCUGUCGUUGGUGUCUGGUGGAUUUGAGACGAUUCCUGGUACUUUAACAUCAGCCAUUGGAUCGCUGUCUACGCCUGAAGGUCAAGAAUGGCAAGAUCGUGCAUAUGCAGAUAUCAAAAGAUUCUAUCCGGAUGUUCGCGAUGCUUGGACUGAUUGUAUCCAUGAAGAGAAGAUUCCUUACAUCAAUGCUAUCAUCAAGGAAGCUGGUCGUUACUAUACCGUCAGCGCUAUGAGUUUACCUCGAAAGACUGUCACGGAAGUCAACUGGAAUGGAGCAAUCAUUCCGCCCAAGACAAUGAUUUUGAUCAAUGCUCAGGCCGGUAAUCACGACGUCGACCACUUCGGCCCUGACGGAAACAAAUUCAACCCAGAGCGAUGGCUUAAAUCCCUCGACCCUCCCACUGAAAAAGAGACCACAGGUCUAUCUCACCUGAGCUUCGGAGCAGGCUCUCGCGCCUGUUCCGGCCAAUUCAUUGCCUCACGACUCCUCUAUGUCGCUCUCGUCCGUCUCCUAUCAUCAUACAAGAUUGUAGCAAGUGAGGAUAGCCCGCCCAAUACGGAUUAUGUUGAUUACAAUCAGUUCAAGUCCGCUUUGGUUGCUAUUCCGAGGGAUUUUAAGGUUAAACUUAUUCCCAGAGAUGAAGCUAUGACGGCCGAGUGUUUGGGUGCAGCCGAGGCCCGGACGAAGGAUCAUUACAAGGAGUGAUUAACGAUAGGAUGAGAUAUUAUAGAUUUUUGUUAGUGUUUCAUGAUUGUAAAUAUAUGUAAGCUGUACCUAGGUAUCUCCGUAAUCAAGGAAUACGGUAGCUUGCACGGAGAAUGAAUAGCGGUUAAAUUCAAGUAUCAUUAGGCGAUCAUUGC